Toxorhynchites rutilus septentrionalis is the source of this 897-nucleotide messenger RNA. It is a transcript of the gene Atg8a, whose product is annotated as gamma-aminobutyric acid receptor-associated protein. The record is from RefSeq and is a predicted model, not a curated record. Lineage: Eukaryota; Metazoa; Arthropoda; Insecta; Diptera; Culicidae. Gene Ontology annotation, biological process: autophagosome assembly; cellular response to nitrogen starvation; autophagy of mitochondrion. The transcript has 3 exons. Gene Ontology annotation, cellular component: autophagosome; autophagosome membrane; cytosol. The coding region runs from base 109 to 465 and encodes 118 amino acids. Gene Ontology annotation, molecular function: ubiquitin protein ligase binding; GABA receptor binding.
AAGGCUCGUAAAGACGCAGUAGAUAAUACGAGGCACAGUUCCAUUGAAAAAGCGAUUCAAUUCGGUUCGGUGAAAAAGUUGUGUUUAAAUACUUUCAAAACUACAAACAUGAAAUUCCAAUAUAAAGAAGAGCAUCCAUUCGAGAAGAGGAAGGCUGAAGGAGAUAAAAUUCGUCGCAAAUAUCCCGACCGUGUUCCUGUUAUCGUGGAGAAGGCACCCAAAGCACGUAUAGGAGAUUUGGAUAAGAAAAAGUAUCUAGUACCAUCUGAUCUGACCGUCGGUCAAUUUUAUUUUCUCAUUCGUAAACGGAUCCACCUCAGGCCCGAAGAUGCUUUGUUUUUCUUCGUUAACAAUGUAAUUCCUCCAACAUCUGCCACUAUGGGAUCACUUUACCAGGAACAUCAUGAAGAAGAUUAUUUUCUUUACAUUGCUUAUUCAGAUGAGAAUGUGUAUGGCAAAAACUAAUAACUGGUAGAUUACUAAUCGACUGCUGAAAUGGUAUAUUUGUCAAUAUUAUUCGCCAUUAUUAUUAGUGUAACAUACCUUUAAACAUAAUUUGCCUUUUUAUUGAGAAAAAAAAAGUUUUUGGAUAACUACACUUUGUCUCACAUUUCUAAACGUCGUUUAGUUUAGCUUAUUGACUGCUGUAUAUGAUAGUGAUAUGCAUCUCGAGCAGGAACAAACUACACAUGAUUACAUUCAGUUUGUUCGCAGAGAACAAUACAGUUUAACAAUACAUGCAAUGUAAUAGUGAGAAAGAUGCAGUUUAAAAAUAGAAAGAAGUAAAGAUAUAAAAAAAUCGUGUAUGAGAAAAAAUGUGUUGAAUUCAAAUUCAUGUUUAUGUGAGUUGUAUUCGUUUUAUACACACUAAAUAAAAUGUACAAGAGUAUAUAGGUA